This is a messenger RNA of Auanema sp. JU1783, 966 nucleotides long. NCBI's taxonomy places the organism in Eukaryota, Metazoa, Nematoda, Chromadorea, Rhabditida, Rhabditidae. The record is from the annotation of a GenBank genome assembly.
AUGAAGGUUCAGACAGCCACUUUUGUGGCCUCAUCGGUUUCUGCCGUUUCUCUUAUUCUUUGCCUUAUUGCUAUGAGUGGUAUCCACUCUGAUGUUAACGGCUUCUGGCUAGAGCUCGAACAUGAAAUGGGAGGCUUCAAGGUUGCUACCGACGAUCUUUGGCGCGAUAUUCUCUCCAUCAGCACCACUGCCAAAAUGCGUGUCCGCCGUCAAUACGACUCUGAGAGUAACCCACAUCCAUCUGACGAUGGACGGCCAGCCGCUCCACCAGGAAGCCCACCAUCAGUUCCACCAGUCUUCGCUCAAAACCCAGGACCAAAUGGUGCUGGACCAACUUGCAACUGCCAAGCUGAUAACAAAUGCCCAGCUGGACCAGCUGGACCAAAGGGAGUUUCCGGAACUCCAGGACCAGACGGAAUCCCAGGACAAGACGGAAAGCCAGGACGUGAUGCUACUGAUAUCGCUCCACAACAAGAUUCUAUUGGAUGCUUCCACUGCCCAAUCGGACCACCAGGACCACCAGGAGCUCUCGGAAGACCAGGACAACGUGGUCUCGUCGGACCAAAGGGACACGACGGUAACUCCGGACGUGACGGAACUCCAGGACACCCAGGAGAGCAAGGACCAUCUGGACCAAUCGGACAAAUCGGAGAGCCAGGACCACCAGGAGAGAAGGGACGUGAUGCUGAACACCCAAUCGGACGUCCAGGACCAAAGGGAGCUCAAGGAGAUCAAGGACUUCAAGGGCCACCAGGAUCCAACGGACUUUACGGACCACCAGGAGAGCCAGGACCACGUGGACCACCAGGAAACCAAGGACUCCAAGGAUCAUUGGGACCUGACGGAACAUCAGGAGAACAAGGACCAGAAGGACGUCCAGGAAAGGAUGCUGAGUAUUGUAGCUGUCCAGACCGCGCUGACGAUGCUAUUACUCAGCCAAGACAAGGAGGAUACAGAAACCUUUAA